Messenger RNA from Penicillium cosmopolitanum, 552 nucleotides. RefSeq names its product ADP-ribosylation factor-like protein. Gene Ontology annotation, cellular component: lysosomal membrane. The record is from RefSeq and is a predicted model, not a curated record. Gene Ontology annotation, molecular function: GTP binding; GTPase activity. The coding region runs from base 1 to 552 and encodes 183 amino acids. The transcript has 6 exons. Gene Ontology annotation, biological process: protein transport. NCBI's taxonomy places the organism in Eukaryota, Fungi, Ascomycota, Eurotiomycetes, Eurotiales, Aspergillaceae.
AUGGCUGGUAUCUUUCGCAGCAUCUAUGACUGGCUUCUGAGGAUGUUCUGGGCAACCGAAAUGGAUGUCACCAUGAUCGGCCUGCAAAAUGCAGGAAAGUCCUCCUUACUGCGUGUCUUAGCAGGUGGGGAAUUCACUAUCGACUCCAUCCCGACUAUCGGGUUCAACACCAAACGAGUCCAAAAGGGCCAUGUGACUUUAAAAUGCUGGGAUCUGGGCGGCCAACCUCGCUUUCGCCCCAUGUGGGAGCGAUAUUGUCGGGGCGUCAACGCCAUCGUAUAUAUUGUAGAUGCCGCCGAUCAAGGCGCUCUACCCGCCGCCACGGAGGAGUUGCAUGAGUUGAUAAACAAGCCCACCCUGGACGGGAUCCCACUGCUCGUAUUGGGUAAUAAGUCCGAUUUGCCGGUCAAGUUGUCUGUUGAUGAGUUGAUCGAUGCGAUGGACCUUAAGUCCAUUACGCACCGCGAAGUCAGCUGUUACGGGAUCAGCGCGAAAGAAGAGACUAACCUUGACGCGGUGCUGCACUGGCUGAUUGCACGGGCGAGUCGAUGA